Folsomia candida is the source of this 2836-nucleotide messenger RNA. Its product is annotated as long-chain fatty acid transport protein 4. Gene Ontology annotation, molecular function: long-chain fatty acid-CoA ligase activity; long-chain fatty acid transmembrane transporter activity. Lineage: Eukaryota; Metazoa; Arthropoda; Collembola; Entomobryomorpha; Isotomidae. Gene Ontology annotation, biological process: triglyceride homeostasis. The transcript has 14 exons. The record is from RefSeq and is a predicted model, not a curated record. Bases 918 to 2738 code for a protein of 606 amino acids. Gene Ontology annotation, cellular component: endoplasmic reticulum.
AAUUGAGAGUGUCAGGUGAGUGAGGUCGCACAUCAUUAAUUAGUUUCAAUUUGAUUUUCAGAACUUUACCACCCUCAAUUUACACAAUGUGAAAUAAAUUAGCAAAAUAAAUUGUUUCACUGCACCUUCACCAAUUUUCUCAAGGAACAAGUUAUUCCGUGUGAGAAACCCUUGCGUGACGAUGAGAUUAUUUCGAACAGUUAAUAAAAAAAACAGCUAUCUAUCGUUAAUGUAUACAUGCUGAGUGUGCAAUAUUGUGAUAUAGUUGGUCAUUUAAAGUAACGAAGUAAAAUACCUGUACCCACAAAUAGCCAAUAUAUAUGUACAUGUGCAUAAGUAUGUCGGUGAUCAAAAUCCAUGACUUAGAUGAGGAGAUGUUGAACCAAAUCUGCACAAAGUCCAUUUAGCCCAUAUCAAGAGAGUGGCUUUACGCAGUGCACGCCAUGCAAUCCAAGUAGGAAGUUAUUAUUGAUGUUUAAUAAUGAUAGCUCAACAAUUCAGUUAGUUCUUGGUGGUUGGUAGUUCAAAGCAGGUGCACAGCAAUAUUAUUCCUAUUAGCAUUGUUACAGCACAUUGUACACAUAGCAGAGCAAUACGAACUUUGCGUAUAUACGCAAAUAUCAAUAUCAAUCAUAUUUAUAUGCAUGUAACAUUUGACCCGUAUCAAACCCAAAGUCAAAACAUUGCAGUAGUAUAGACAUCAGUCUGAGCUUACGACAAACUAUAAACAACACCACAACAGUUUAUGAUAUUACCAAAAAAGUUGCAUAUAUUAUUAAUUUAGUGUAGCGUUUUUAUGACAUUAAAAAACAAUUGUGACUACCUAAAAAUUGCUGCGACAUAAAGAUCUACCUUCCUGUGGGGCACUUACGUUGUUUAAGCUAUUUAUUAUAAUACUACAUUUGUGCAUGUGAACAAUGAUCCUUCCCCAAUUUUUAAAGACGGUUCAACGAGAUUACCGGUUGUUGGAAGGACACGCAAAAACAUUUGUUCAGCUCAAACGGUUGGACAAUAAAGGGGCCACGGCCGGAAAAGUGUUUGACCAGUAUGCCAAAAAGCAUCCAAACAAGGUGUGCUUCUAUUUCGGACAGGAACAAUGGACAUAUAAAAAGGUGGAAGAAUCAAGCAACCAAGUAGGGAAUUACUUUGCUAAUGAAGGUUUCGAGCAUAAAGAUGUCGUCUCGCUUUUUAUGGAAAAUCGACCGGAACACGUUAUCAUGUGGUUGGGGCUUAGCAAGCUGGGAGUUGUGACUGCACUAAUCAACUACAACCUCCGUUUCCAACCACUUAAACAUUCACUUGACGUGGGCAAUUCCAAAGCUAUCAUUUGCGGUACGGAACUCACCUCUGCUAUCACCGAACUGGGGAAAAUCAAGUACCCCGUUUACCUUUCGGGGACUUCGACCAAGGAGUCGGAAGAAGCAGAGAAAAAUCAUGGAUGGAAAAAUCUGGAUAAAGAGUUACCCAAAGUGCGAACGACGACGCCGCAACCGAAAAAUCCAGAGUUAAUUAAUUUCAGAAGCAACUUAUUGUAUUGUUACACAUCCGGAACAACGGGCUUACCAAAGGCUGCCGUAAUAACUAACUCCAGGUUUUUCAUGGCGUCAUACGUGAACCAUUACGCCUCAGAAUUGGUGGAAGACGAUCGUAUUUACAUGACACUGCCGCUGUACCAUGUAGCCGGUGGUGUCUUAGGUCUUAGUCAAAAUUUGGUCUGGGGAAAUCCUCUAAUCAUUCGAAACAAAUUCUCAGCCACAGAAUUCUUUCGUGACUGUUACAACUAUAAGGCGACGGCUGCACAAUAUAUCGCCGAAACAAGCCGAUUUUUACUCCAAACAAAAGAGUCUGAAUGGGAUAAGAAACAUUCGGUGAGAGUCAUGUUUGGGAAUGGGUUUCGGAAGGAUAUUUGGAAACAAUUUGUGGACCGCUUUCAAAUUGAGAAGAUUACUGAAUUCUACGCAUCAACUGAAGGAAAUGCGAACAUGGUCAAUUAUGAUAAUACGGUCGGCGCUGUUGGAGUCAUUCCCCCGUUUCUUGAGAAGCUGUAUCCUAUCGCUUUGGUGAAGGUUAACGAAGAGGGCGAACUUAUUCGAAACAAAAGUACAGGUCACUUGAUACGAUGCAAAGCUGGAGAGGUUGGAGAAUUAAUUGGCAAAAUCGUCACCAACUCACCACUUCGGGAAUUCAAAGGAUAUGCAGCAGAUCAAAAUGCCAAUGAAAAGAAGACGGUGAGAAACGUCUUCACGAAGGGAGAUGCUUAUUUCAGAUCAGGGGAUCUCCUUUACAAGGACAAGCAAGGUUACCACUACUUUCAAGACCGAAUGGGUGACACGUUCCGCUGGAAGAGUGAAAACGUGUCGACGGCCGAAGUGGAGGCGAUAGUGAGUCAAAACUGUGAAUUGCGGGACGUGAUCGUGUUUGGGGUGAAAGUUGAAGGAUAUGAUGGGGCAGCGGGGAUGACGGUAAUCGCUGAUCCUCGUGGGGACAUGGACAUUGGAAAAUUGGAAAAGGCGAUCGUGAAGAAUCUGCCCCACUAUUCCAGACCGUUGUUCAUGCGGAUAACCAAAGCUAUUCCAAUGACAGGAACACAUAAACUACAAAAAACUGACAUGGCGAAACAAGCCUAUGAUCUCAGUCAAAUUGGGAGUGACAAAAUAUAUUUGUUACUUGAAGGAAAAUACACACCGUUUACUCCAGAACUUCAAGAAAAAAUAAAUGCUAAAAAAAUUAAACUGUGAUUUUCAAUGAAUAUUAAACUUGAGCUAUGUACAUAUUUACAUGCAUCAUGACAAUAAUUAAUAAAUAAAUCACAUUCAGUCAUUUACAAAUACAAAGA